AGUUGACCUAGUCUAUGGAAUUUUCAGUGUUGACUAGCGAGUACUUCCCUACUUUAUCUUUUAACUGUAUUUUCGGACGGAUUUUGUCAUUUGUGACUUCUGACUUAUUUGAAAUUUGAAUUACUGCUAUUAAAUAGUUAAAUUUUUUACUCUAACCUUAAAAACAAACUUGUGACAGUUAAAAUAUUGUUUAUUUAUAAUGGAAUACGAUAAAAAGAUUAUUGAAUUAGCUCUAAGUCUUUAUAAAAUUGAUGCUGUUAAGUUUGGCGAGUUAAUGACAAAAAGUGGCAUUAAUACUCCAGUAUACUUUGAUCUUCGAGUAAUUGUGAGCUAUCCUGAAGUUAUGGAAUUAAUCACCUCUUUACUAUAUGAAUUUGCAAUAGUGGAUAGUAAAUUUGAACAUGUCUGUGGAGUGCCUUACACUGCCUUACCAAUAGCUACAUUGCUCAGUGUUAAAGUUAAUAAAUCAAUGUUAAUGCGUCGCAAGGAAGCCAAGUCAUAUGGUACAAAAAAAGUCAUAGAAGGACACUACAAAGUAGGUGAAAAAUGCCUAAUAAUUGAGGAUGUAGUUACAUCAGGUUCUAGUGUUAUGGAGACUGUAAAUGACUUGAGGAAAGAAGGUCUUAAGGCAGAAGAAGCCAUUAUUAUUUUAGAUAGAGAGCAAGGUGGAAGGCAAAACUUAGAAGCAAAUGAUGUUAAAAUGAAAGCCUUGUUAACAAUGUCAAAGUUGAUAGAAAUACUUGUUGAAAAUAACAAAAUUAAUAAGGCAACAGCUAAUCAUGUAAAAUAUUACUUACAAAAUGUUAAAGCUCCUAAUACAGUUGCAAAAAUUAAUAGAAUAACUCUAGCUUUUGAAAAGCGAGCAGAAUUGUCAAAAAAUGCUAUUGCAAAGCAGCUGUUUAAUAUAAUGGCUGUAAAGAAGACCAACUUAUGUAUAUCUGUUGACCUUACAUCAUCAACACAAAUUUUGGAACUUCUUGAGAAAGUUGGCAACCAUGUUUGUUUAGUAAAAACACAUGUAGACAUAAUAGAAGACUUCAGCAGUGAUUUCAUUACAUCUUUAAAGGAAUUGGCCAAAAAGUAUAACUUUUUGAUUUUGGAGGAUAGAAAGUAUGCAGAUAUAGGAAACACAGUUGCACUGCAGUACACUGGGGGAUUGUACAAUAUAAGUAAUUGGGCCGACUGUGUAACUUGCCAUUCACUGCCUGGAGAAGGAAUAUUAAAGGCUCUUAAUAUUAAAUCAAAUUGUGAUAAAGGAGUAUUUUUGCUUGCUGAAAUGAGUUGUGAGGGCAAUCUUAUUACGCCAGAGUAUACCAAUGAAACCGUAAAGAUGGCAGAAAAGUAUCCAGAUCUGAUAACAGGAUUUGUCUGUCAGCAUAAAGACACUUUUAAAGAUCCUGGAGUCAUACAGUUAACACCUGGAGUCCAACUUCAAAGUUCUAAAGAUGAUCUGGGACAAGUGUACAACACUCCUGAAAAGGUAGUAUUGGAAAAUGGUGGUGAUGUCAUAGUUGUCGGUAGGGGUAUAGUUUCAGCCAAAAAUCCAGAAUCAGAAGCUGUAUUGUACAAGGAUACUCUAUGGAAAUGUUACAUUAAGAGAAUAUCUGGUAAAGUUGAAUAAGCUUCCCCCUUUUUAUUAAAACAUUAAGUUGCAGUCACACUCAUCCCAGCAUUUCCGCAUUGACUUGAAAACUGUAGUCCCUGGCCAUCUACAUGAAUUUAUGGUGUUCAAUUGAAAUAUUUUUUUAUCUGUAUGUAGACAAAAUAUUGAAGAUAAAGGGCAGAUUUCCUUUUUUGCUCAAUUAUAAUUGUUUAUUGUUAUUAUAAUUUAAUUUAAUGUUGUUAUACUACAAGAGCUUAAUGCAUGUCAAAAUACGGCCAUGUGACGGCGCUUUUUGUAACUGACACAUUUCGUUUGAUACAACACACUGAUUAUUACUGUAAACAUGGCGAGUGAGAAAACACACACAAAGUUCUUUCACAUAAGUGUCUUAGCUUUUCAUAUUCUAAUUAGUAAGAUUAACAUUAAAGAUUAUAUUUUGUAAUUUAACACGUAUUAAUAUUGUUACAUCUUAAGAAGCAAAAUUUAUGUAUAUUCAUGUUGAAAGUAUCCAUGUCAAUGUAUUUAAAUUAUAUAAUUUAAAUACAACAAAUUAGACCUAAAACAGUUCCUAUUAAGACAGUUUUUUAAUGGGUAACUAUUGCAAUCAUUCCAAGUUAUAAAAAGCU
Messenger RNA from Pieris brassicae (large cabbage white), 2229 nucleotides. RefSeq names its product uridine 5'-monophosphate synthase (gene r-l). The record is from RefSeq and is a predicted model, not a curated record. Lineage: Eukaryota; Metazoa; Arthropoda; Insecta; Lepidoptera; Pieridae. The coding region runs from base 200 to 1621 and encodes 473 amino acids. Gene Ontology annotation, biological process: 'de novo' pyrimidine nucleobase biosynthetic process; 'de novo' UMP biosynthetic process. Gene Ontology annotation, molecular function: orotidine-5'-phosphate decarboxylase activity; orotate phosphoribosyltransferase activity. The transcript is spliced from 4 exons.